GUUUCAUACCUCUGUGCUGCGGAAGUGUGAUUCAGAGAGCGGUUUCUGCCCAGAGUGAGGACAGCAUCCGAAACUGACGCUCAGAACCGCCAGCAGAUCCAGCCUUCCUCUCCGGACAUCAUGAUAAAGCGCAAGCUGAGCUUUAAAUGGUUCGGGAGCCUUUCCAACCUCUCCUUCCGUCGCUCUUCAGACAAAGGAGACUCCAAGUCUGCCCUGAAGCACCAUGGGAGUUUGAGUGAAGCUCCAGUGGAGGAGAAGUCAGCGGAUGACAUGGACCUCUGUCCCCACACUGCCAGUUAUGCCCGGUCCAGUGACAUGUACACUCACAUGGGCACCAUGCCCCGCCCCUCACUGAAGAAGAAAGAAAAGAGCAUCAGAGGAUCUAAGAAGGCUAAAGGCAAGACUGAGCUGAGCAGGACACAGAGCCAAAAACAGACAGGGGACUAUGUCUGUGACUCGCCCCUGCUCAUGGCUUUAUCCGCACAGCGGACGCAAACCCUUGAGGGACCCCCUCAACCCCACCCCAUGCCUGACAGGCCUCUUCCCUGCGUGCCGACUGAAAAGCCACCAACAGACACUGACCUGAAAGUGGACUCGCCAGCAGAGAAGCAGCUGGCCAUCACACAAUCACAGACUCCGCUCAAUCCUGAUCCUCCUGGUAAACCAGAAAUGCCAGGGAAACAAUCACAACUGACCAGUCUGCCAAUGUCUGCCCCCACCCCGACAGCACCUACCAUCCUGACCUCUCAUCCUAACUCAGUGAAAGCACCUAGUGAGGGUAGCCUCUCCCAGGGUCCAAAUGAAGACCUACCAGCUAAUAGUCAUCCAGCAGCACCACCCAAGACGACCUGCCCUGGACAGAGAGAGGAAGAGCACUCAGACACAGCAAAGCAGGAACAGCUGCGAGAUAAAGACCUGAAGACAGAGCCUGAGACCAGUGACUUGGACUCCAUGGACAGCAGAGGUGAAUAUGUGAAGGGAGGUAGGUGGUCGGGUGAGGCUGGGGAAACUGAGGUCUUCAGAGAGAAUCAGUUCUCCAAGGAGAAGUACCUGCUGGACUCCCCACCUGAGAAGCUUCGGAAGGAGCUGGAGGAGGAGCUGAAGCUGAGCAGCAGUGACAUACGCAGUCAUGGCUGGUACCAUGGCCACAUCCCCAGAGAGGUGUCGGAGACGCUGGUGCUGCGGAACGGGGACUUCCUGGUCCGCGACUCGCUCACCAGCGCGGGCGACUACGUGCUGACCAGCCGCUGGACCCACGAGGUGCUGCACUUCAAGAUCAGCAAGGUGCUGGUGAAGUCCACCGAGUCGCGGGUGCAGUACGUGCUGGAGCGCGAGAGCUUCGACUCGGUCCCCGCCCUCGUCCGCUUCUACGUGAGCAACCGGCGGCCGGUCUCGCAGCAGAGCGGCGCUCAGAUCUACUGCCCCAUCAACCGCACCCUCCCCCUGCGCUACCUGGAGGCCACCUUCGCCCUGGCCAACGGCAGGCACGGCCUCGUCCACUCGCCGACCUGUCACAGAGGGGCUUACAUCAAGAGGCGGAGCGUCACCAUGACGGACGGGCUGACCACGGAGAAGAUGAUGCCUCACAGGGAGUCUUGUGUGCUCAGUGACGUGGAGGUGAGCGGAGCAGCAGAGUCACUGCCGUGGACAGGUCUGGAGGUGGACCUGGGGCACAGCCCUUCCACUGUUCACCACAAGGAGGCGAUGAGGAACUGUGCCCUCAGCAUGGAUCAGAUUCAGGAGUUUCGCUGCCCCCUGUCUCCAGUAGGAGAGACUCCUCUCUCUCCAGCAUAUAGCUCCAUCACUCGGCAUCGCAGCCCUUCAGGGGGGCGGGUGUUGAGUGUGAUCCCCUCCUCUCCAGUCCUCCGGCGCUCCAGCGAGCCGCAGCUCAGUCCCUCGUCCAAUAACAACGUGCCCUUCUCCGAACUGAACCCCAGCGCCCGCUCCACCCCCGCGCACGGCUACCCUGAGGGGGCCGGGGGCAGCUACUGCGAGCUGGGCCCCAACCCCGCCCCGGCCCCGGCCACGCCCGCCAAGAGCUACGUGGAGCGCCUUCGCGCGGAGGAGGGGCGGGGCGCGCCCCCGGGCAGGGAGGACGGCGGGGAGGUUUUCGUGGCCCCCCUGGUGGAGACCGCCUCCUCCUUCCGGCCCGGAACGUACCAGUCCCCGCUCAUGCCCGCGGAGAACAAGCCCCUGGAGAUGAGCAUCCUGAAGAGGGUGAAGGAGCUGCUGGCUGAAGUGGACGCUAAGACCGCCGCCAAGCACAUGACCAAGGCUGACUGCACGGUUGCUAGGAUACUGGGUGUUACCAAGGAGAUGCAGAGGAUGAUGGGAGUUGGCUCUGGGCUGGAGCUGCUGACUCUGCCGCACGGACACCAGCUCCGUCUGGACCUGCUGGAAAGGUUUUACACCAUGUCCAUCAUGAUGGCCGUGGACCUGCUGGGCUGUACAGGCAGCACAGAGGAGAGGGCCGCCCUGCUGCACAAGACCAUCCAGCUGGCGGCCGAACUCAAGAGCAACCUCGGCAACAUGUUUGGAUUCGCCGCCGUCAUGAGGGCUCUGGAGCUGCCGCAGAUCUCUCGGCUGGAGCAGACCUGGAUGACGCUGCGUCAGAGACACACGGAGGGUGCCAUCUUGUACGAGAAGAAGCUGAAGCCCUUCAUGAAGACCAUGAACGACGGACAAGAGAGCUGUGUGCUGUCAAACACGUCCUUCCCACAUGUGGUGCCACUGCUGUCGCUGCUGGAGAGGGGUGUGGCCAUUGGCGAGGCGGUGGAGCCAUGGGAGAGUAUGGAGUCGGGGGUUGACGUGGUGAUGAGUCACCUGGAGGCGGCACGUACCAUUGCACACCACGGGGGGAUCUACCGCACCAAUGCAGAGACCAAGCUACAGGACUUCCAGGAGAGGGAGGAGGUGCUGGAGCUCUUCCACACCGAGUUCCAGAUGCGUCUGCUGUGGGGCAGCCGGGGAGCAGAGGGGAGCCAGGCCGAGCGCUACGAGAAGUUCGACAAGGUUCUGACGGCCCUGUCCAACAAGCUGGAGCCCCCCAUCCGGCAGAGCGAACUAUAGCGCCCGCCCCCGUCCUGCGCGGGUGGGACGAGCGAGAGAGAACGGGGCAGCGGCGUUCAGAAAACGCACGCAGCGCUGAGAAAGGAGAGAGCAGCUUUGGACUGGUAAUAGGCACUAGGGGCGGGGCUUAACAGACCCUCUCGCCUAGCGGCCGCCCUGCCAGGAGGAGGAGCCGGGAGAGGAGGUGCCGCGUGACUCCAGAGGAACCUGAAUGGAGGAGGUCCUUUACCUGCCCUGCAGAAAGAGCCCGGGAGGAGUGUAAAUAUUUCUGCCAUCAAGCGUCUUUCAGAUCCAUCCGCCGAUCACUCGGCCUGCAGCCCCUGAUUAGCCACGCCCUCCCUGUUUCCUCCACUUACCUGCGCACUCCUGCGGUGUCGCUGCCCCCCCCCCCCCCCCAGUUUCACCUGCUGCUAUGUCAAGCACUUCUGAAACAAUCAAUAGAACUCACGGCUGCAGAAUCAUCAUCUCAGCUUGAACGGAGAGACGGCGCUGCUCUGUCCCAGGAGCGCACGGGCACGGGCACAGGCCACGUUCACCAUGCUCCUCCGCCCACGACAGUGCCAGGGAAGGUCAGCCCGCGGUCCGAGCCGUGCCGCGCCCUGCCGCUUAACCACAUCUCUCACACAGAGACUGGAAAACGUUUGAAUGUAUGUUGCCAAACCAAUGCCACAGGACGGCGCGUGUUUCCUGCACAUGCUCCGUCAUCGUCCUCACUCUCUCGGCUCCAGAGCGUGGCGAUUGUCUUGUCCCCUCGAGCCUUGCGGGGACCCCGCUUCACAGACGCUCCGCAUUCGCUCGCCCCCUCAUCCUCAGGUCUCCCAGCUUGUUUCCCGCAGUAUUCCACUUCUCACACAUUUCUGUCCAAAUGAACAAGCCUCAGCCCAGAUCUGUUCUUUUCAGCCCGGCCCUGUCCCAGUUUCCCACUGUAUAAACAGCAUGGAAGAACAGGGAAUUGCACAACCGAAUGUUGCUGGUGUCGUGAUUCCUCAGAUCACCCUGCCGCCAACACGUUUCCUCAUGACUGCAAGAGAAGCUACUGCUAGCAUGAUAAUGAGCACUCUAGCUUGCGUGUAAAUGACUGUACAGUUUAAAGUAUUUAAUUUGUUCCGUUGCAAUCCCAUUUGCAAGCACAUUUGUUUUUUGGACGUCGUCCAAUCCUCACUAAAUUCCAACCCCAAGAGCUGUUGUUUUUUUUGUGUGAGAUUUUGCUGUUGCCGUGGUGUCCAGGUUAAUAUGAUUCUUGCUGAAAUUGUGUAAGUGUUUUUCUUUUUUUCCCCCCAGGCUGAAUUGAGAUGAGUUGAAUUGAUCUGUGAAUGAGUUUUUUUGUGUGUAGUUUGUUUUUGGGACUGGUCAUGCAGUUAGCCUACAGAAAUGACAGGGCAUGCAUUUCACACUGCACAUUUGCUUUCCCAGACAGUGGUGGUCACUGACCCAGUGAUUGGUGCAUAAUACAGACUGUUCACUUGUGGCGAAAAUGCCGGUGGUAAAUGGUUUAUUAAAACAUCAGUGGUUUAUUCCUGCGGUGAAGCGGGGGAGCAUUUUUAGAAUGGUGGGUACAAUGUCUGGCUACAGUGUCACUCACUCUUCACCACUCAAAACAAUAUUCUCCUCUCAAAGGUUUUGUCUCUGUUUCCCUGAUCUUAAUGUGAAUGUGCAUAUUGAAACAUGACUGUUUUAGCGGUUGAUAUUUUAAGGAUUUUUAAAACAAAGAUAUUAACACAUACCGUAUAUGCUUUAUCACCAAACAUCCAUUUUAUACACCAUUGCUAAGAUCCAUUCCAGCUGCAUGGGUAUCCAGUCCUACAGGUUUGCACAGGUGAGCCUGUACCCACAAUGCCCCUGUCUGUGAAACUCAGGAGUUCAGCUGAGACAAAGACUGCAUUUUCUUGCUACGAAUGCAACAGGACCAACAGUUUUUACCAACAGUUCUUGUCACCUUUUAUCCACAAUUUCAAGAAAUGAUUUCAGCCAAAUUGUCUUUAGCAGUCCCUAUUUCCUGAUUUACUUCUGGAAUUGAAAAGCCAUGUUCACAAAUGUGGAGCUUUUUAUAAAAAGAUCAGUCCAAAAUUUCAGGAAUUCAGUUUAUUAUUUCUGUCGAGUAAU
This is a messenger RNA of Anguilla rostrata (American eel), 5172 nucleotides long. It is a transcript of the gene sh2d3ca, whose product is annotated as SH2 domain containing 3Ca. Gene Ontology annotation, biological process: positive regulation of peptidyl-serine phosphorylation; small GTPase-mediated signal transduction. Gene Ontology annotation, molecular function: phosphotyrosine residue binding; guanyl-nucleotide exchange factor activity. The transcript has 14 exons. NCBI's taxonomy places the organism in Eukaryota, Metazoa, Chordata, Actinopteri, Anguilliformes, Anguillidae. The record is from RefSeq and is a predicted model, not a curated record. The coding region runs from base 121 to 3069 and encodes 982 amino acids.